AUGUUUAUAUCAAAUAAAAACGUACGUUUCUUUAUUUUCUUUUUAAUUCAACAAUAUUUUAUUUUUUGUUUAAAAACCGAAAUAAAAUUUCAUAUAAAUAACGUACCAUCAUUAUUUCGUUGUGAAAAAAAUGGACCAUUAUUUUAUUUUAAUCAUUUUCCAAGUGAUGAUCUAUUUCAUCAAACAUUAUUAGAAAAUGAUUUUUUGUGUGAUUUAUCGUUAUUAUCAAUAGAUCAACGUUCUAUUAUUGGAAUCGAUCAACUGAAUCUAUUAUGUGAAAUUCAGAAUAAAAAAAAUCAUAUAAAUGAAUUUCUUUUAUUUUCAUCUAAAUGUUCAAAAGAUUUAUGUAAAAAAUUUGUACCAACAACAGCUUCAAUUAUUACCCAAUAUAAAACAGGAAAUAUAAAUGUCGAAAAAAUAAACUUAGUGUUUUAUGGUAAUCAUUCAAAUCAAUUAAUGAUUGGAAAAUUAACAGAUGAUAAAUAUUUAAGAACAAGUAGUUCUUUACACAAUGGUGAUAUUCUAACAAAUCAAAUUGUAUUUCAAUAUGAAGAUAAUAAUUAUGUUAAUAUGAUGUGUGAUACUGUCAAACCUGAUUGGUCAUGGAUUUGUUAUUAUUAUCCAUCCAAAUCUGAAGAUCCAUUAGAUCAUAAUAUGAUUUAUAGAGCUGUGAGUUUCGUCUGA
Messenger RNA from Rotaria sp. Silwood1, 684 nucleotides. The record is from the annotation of a GenBank genome assembly. Lineage: Eukaryota; Metazoa; Rotifera; Eurotatoria; Philodinida; Philodinidae.